UGCUCACCCGAGAGGGUUACGGGGACGUACGUGGUUCCUUUUAUGCGCAUGUACAGGAGGACACGUGCUGCCAAAUUGUGGGUUACGAAGUCGGAUCUGAUUUUCUUCUUCGUAAAGAUGCCUAAAGCAGCAAAGAACAAAGGAGGAGGGCAGGAGAAGAAAGUCAUCCAUCCUUAUAGCAGAAAAGCUGCUCAACUUACGAAAGAAGCACACAAACAAGAAAAAAAAGACAAGCUGAAAAAUGAAAAGGCGUUUCGUCUCAGCAUUGUAGGUGAGAAAUUGCUUUGGUUUCAAAGUCAUCUUGAUCUGAGUAAAGCAGAAUACACAAAAAAAGAAGCCUGUGAACUCAUCGAAAAUUAUUUGCAGCGAUUUAAUGAUGAGCUGGAGCAGAUUCAACUGCGGAACAGUGUCAAAGGAAGACAAGCCCGGCAGCACAGCUCCAGGGAAACAAUAAUCAGGCAGACUAUGGAACGGGAAAGGCAGCAGUACGAAGGAUAUGGGCUAGAUAUUCCUGAUAUCAUAAAUGCUAAACACCUUAAAACUUUCAGAAACUGGGACGGUGACCUGAAGCAGCUGCCAAAUAUUAAAAUGAGAAAGGUGUCCAGUAAAGAUGCACUUGGUAGUAGAACGGAGAAGACAAGUGCUGAAGCUGAAACGGAAUUAUGUGCAGCAAAAACCACAGACUGAGUAUUAGUUUGUAUGGAAGACAACAACAAAAAUAAAUUGCCUAUCUUUAAUGUUCUAAAUAUCAGUGGGAGUGAAGCUAAUCUUCAUUGCUAAUCAGAUGAGAGAAGAUCCACCUUCUUCAAAAAACAUGUCCCGCUCUAUACGUUGGCCUGAUGUGAGAUCCUGACACCUACUCUAUUGUUUUGGUAAAAAAGACUAGUAAAGUACAUAAAGACAAUGAUUUUGGGAUAUACUCCUAUUCUGAUCAUGCUCAGUUAAUUUGAAGUAGCAGGAAAGGGUAGGUUUUUAAGCCUAGGAAAAAGGACCUGAUUUCCCUCUCCCUGGCUCUCCUCACCUAUUUUUCUGCAACGUAGGAUGCCUUCUGAUUUGGGAGUCUCACAGUCAUUAAAACUGAUAGACAAAGUAAUUUGGGAGAAAAAUAUAGGUAUGGGGCGAUUUAGCCCUCCAUUCCUCCUGCCUGUGCUAUGCUUUAAAUGCACUUCUCUUUACGUGAAUCUGAUGGUGACUCUGGUUGGUUGCCAUAAUGACUAGUGUAGCCUUUAUAGAUGUUUUUAUUUUGUACUUUCUGUCUUUCAGGACACUGUGCAGCAGGUGUUUGGGGCUGGUUAGCAAUAACCUAGUCAGGACUGCAUCUUAUAUGCUAUGGUAGCAUACAGUGCACUUUUGAGCAUUAAAGUGCACUGUUGCUAUCUUGUCAACCCACCUUUUAUCCCCACUCUGUCUGGUUCCCCUUUCCACUUCCACUUGGUUACCCCUGGUUGUGAGAAACCCAGCCUGUAUUUCCUAUUAGCCUUCUCUUGUUUCCUUAAAAAGACCAAGGGUGGCAAGACAGUCUUCAUGGCCUGAAAGCCAGGCAUGCGCUCUAGCUGUCAGCUAACAUUAGGUUGACAUCUCCAAGAAGAUUUGGCUUCUGGGAAGGGAAAAACAAGGGAGAGAUUAAGUAACUGAAAAAGUAGGUUACUGAGAAUAACCCUAGGAAGAAUAUAACAUCACUGUCUCAGCAUUUGCUUUCUUCUUUUUGGGUGCAGAAUUAUAUUACCAAUUUAAAGCAUCUUUUUACCAAAAUUGAAGUACUUUCUACCAUUCAGGAUUUGCUCCACUGGCAAACAAGAUCCUUCAAAUUAAAAUGACAUCCGUGUGCGUGUGAGAGAGAAAAGGGCAAUUUUGGUGGCAUUUCGGAAAAAACAAUAGUGUUAUAGAACAACUUAUCAUUGCAUCUUCUCUAUAUAACUGAUAUGACUUCAGAAAGACAGCAAAUUAAAAUUUAUAAGAAGUUUUUCAUAGUGGGAGGGAAAAAAUCAUUGAAUUGGUUGGUGUACAAGAUGCAUUGCAUCAUAACAUGUGGUAGUACCUUUCAUCACUGUUAUUCCCAACAAUAGUAGACCUAUUGAAUCAGUGAUGUUGACUUAUCAGAUCUGAUUGAUUCAGUGAGUGUAUUGAAUCAAUAAGAUUCAGUUCAGAGUAACAAUUGAAUUUAGUUAAUUAAAAUUGGUAUACUUUUCAUGUUUUUUACUUUUGUGAGGAAAACUAUUAUUCCUUUAAGCAAGCAUAUUAAAAUUAAAAGUAUUGAGAAUAUAUUUAUAUUUUAGGAGUUUAACUUUGACUGCUUCAGUUCUUGGAAAAUUGUGCUGAUUAUUAUUGUUAAUUAAUUACAACUCAUACUAUUGUCUUCAACAAAUAAAUGCUCACUUUAAUGCUUUUGUGAGUUAUAAUUUAAUUUGCAUAUUAGUGAACAUUCUUACUGUCUGGGAGUACAAUUCUGCACAGGGUACUUACAUCCAAAUUUACUUAAAUUCUAAAUUUUCAGCUAAGAGUAUGCAAGACUCCAAUCUUCCUUUGUAAAUGAGGGCCUGUGUGACCAAAUGCCUUUUUG
Pogona vitticeps (central bearded dragon) is the source of this 2560-nucleotide messenger RNA. RefSeq names its product translation machinery associated 16 homolog (gene TMA16). The record is from RefSeq and is a predicted model, not a curated record. Gene Ontology annotation, cellular component: nucleus. NCBI's taxonomy places the organism in Eukaryota, Metazoa, Chordata, Lepidosauria, Squamata, Agamidae.